This is a messenger RNA of Entamoeba invadens IP1, 753 nucleotides long. Its product is annotated as ribonuclease DdI precursor, putative. The transcript has a single exon. Lineage: Eukaryota; Evosea; Mastigamoebida; Endamoebidae. Gene Ontology annotation, cellular component: extracellular region. Gene Ontology annotation, biological process: RNA catabolic process. Bases 1 to 753 code for a protein of 250 amino acids. The record is from RefSeq and is a predicted model, not a curated record. Gene Ontology annotation, molecular function: ribonuclease T2 activity; RNA binding.
AUGCUGGUCUUCCUCUUGGUAGCCACUGCUUUAUCGAAAUGUUCGCAUUCCGAUUUUGCGAUGUGUUCGAGCAAUAAAGCGAAAGUGACGUGGGACUAUGUUCUCCACGUUCAAACUUGGCCUGGCAACUUCUGCAAAUCGAAGUGUUGUGACUUGCCAAAGACAACAAUGAUGAUGAGAGACGGAUUCACUAUGCAUGGGUGGUGGCCCGAAUUUGUAUCAAAUGGGUAUCCAUCAUGUUGCACAUCACCAUACACCGAUGCUGAGGUUCAAAAGACCAUAGACAACGAUGCUGAAUUUAUGGAAGCUCUGAGUCUGAAUUGGGCAUCACUUUCGAAAUGCAAAUUCUUCAAUUAUGAGUAUGACAAGCAUGGGACUUGUUUGACUAAUAUCUACGACGGUGCGACUGGUGUGAAAGACUAUGCUAUGGCUGCUAUGAACUUUUUGAAUACAUACGACAUUUGGAAGAUCUUUAAAGCGAAUGGAGUAUUACCCGAUGGUUCGACUGGGUAUUCAAAAGAGUGGUUACGAGGGUUAAUUACAGCAGAAGUAGGUGUGGACAACCCAUUGUAUUUUGUCUGUUCAGGAGGACACUUGUCUGAGUUACGAGCGUGCACCAAUGUUAACAAAGCAGAUAAGAUGCAUCCAUUCUUCAUUGAAUGCCCAUCGACUGCUAUGAAACAAGAGACUUGUGGGACUAACAUCAUCUUUGAUAUGCCGCCAAAUUUGAAAGAAGGAGGUUGUGUGUACUAA